This is a messenger RNA of Neoarthrinium moseri, 1722 nucleotides long. RefSeq lists its product as uncharacterized. The transcript has 2 exons. NCBI's taxonomy places the organism in Eukaryota, Fungi, Ascomycota, Sordariomycetes, Amphisphaeriales, Apiosporaceae. Bases 1 to 1722 code for a protein of 573 amino acids. The record is from RefSeq and is a predicted model, not a curated record.
AUGUUGGAGGAGCAAGUGAUGGCGCCAUCGAAGGAUAGGAGAUCAGUCCCGGGCCAUGGCCAAGGAGAAUCGUCGGACGCCGUCAUAUCGAGGUCGUCCCAUCAGCGAGAUGUAUCAAGCUCUGUGAGCGAUAGAUUAGGUACCAACCGUCGGAGUGACGAUGGAGGAGAUGGAGAUGAAAAGGGCAGCGACAGCGAUGAUGGCGACGGCGGCAGCAGAGGAAACAGCAAUGGAGGGGACAGGAAUAAGGGGAGCCAGCACAGCAAGGAUGAUGGCGAGCAUCACGACGAUGACCGGGGUAACGGCGGUGGACGAAACAACAACAACGGCAAUGGGAACAACAACGACAAUAACAGAGACAAUGGUGGCAGCAGCAAGAGCGAAAGCUCGGCGACCAGUAUCGUGGUAUCAACCAUGAUUCCUACGCUACCUUCGGUAACCGUACCACCCACGUCGGCCACCACUACAUCAGCUCUCUCAACCUCGUCAGUGCCACUCAUUUCAGUUGUCGAGUCGACAAGUGUGGUCACGACAACUCAGAUGGCCACGAUGACCACGAUCAUACCGAUAAUGACAACUUUUGAUCUCACAGACCAGCCUAGGAAAGGCUUGGAUCCAAACUUCACACCACCUUUUCCUAUAAUUGAGCCACCCACAUCCCUGCAAACCAUCGCGCCAACGGCAACCGACACAACUGCAACCGCAGGCGCAACGGCCAUCGCACAGACCGAGGGCGAUGACAGCGACAGCGACAACGAUAAUGACAACGAUGGUCGCCACAGUGGCGGGAGGAAGGACAGAGGUGACAACCGGCCUCAGCCCGGUCUUGAUCCAACGGCGGAGCAUGCGCUCAUCGCCGUGGGGUCAAUUGGUGGUUUUGUGCUCUUCUGUUUCAUCACCUGGAUUAUCUAUCGCACAGUCAAGAAAUCCAGGCAAGGUCAGAACUUCAACGGACGCAAAGCCGGCUUCUUGACCAAGCUCCCCUGGCGCAAGAAUCAGGGAGAUGCCGCGUGGGAUAACAGAAGCGUAUUCAUGGCGAGUGAUCUUCCACCGUUGUACCAGCAGGGCAGCCAGAACUCGAUGUCAAACGCGGGCUUCUACGGGGGAGACAAGGUCUACCUUCAGCAACAGCCACAACCGGGACCCCUCAGCCGGUCAAAUACGGGCGGCUCGCAAAGAAGCCUGCUGCCGCCAGGAGUGACACCGGGAUCCGUGAUCAUGAUUCCGGCAGAACAAUACAUGGCCAUGAGCCAGACACAGUCGCCCAUUAGCAGUGACCCGAAUAGCACUUUCAGGUCACGCAUGCCGGACCAAUUCUUCAACCAAUCCGAGCUGGCCCGUCAGCCGUCCGAUGCGUAUGAUCCAACCCGCAGGCAGGUACAUCGGGCCAGCGAGCUGUCGUCGCUGUCAUCUGGCUUUGGCGACGGAGACAUUAUUGUGCCCGAGACAUUUGUCAACCCCCCUCAGCCAGCGGCGACGCAGCUACGGCAGUCAAACAACUACACCGCGCGGUUCUCAUGGAUGGGCCGGAGGGAUGCUGGAGAUCGCGAGACGGUAUACACAGCGACGAGCGAGGAUCGGCCGGCCAGAUACCGUUCUGUCGGCAGCUGGGUCAACCAGCAAAGUGGGAGGUUGAAGAGAGCGGAUGAGAGGCAACAGAGUGAGAUGAACGCACCGCCAGUACCAGACCUGCCAUCAGAUACCAGUGGUCAACAGAGGUGA